Molecule: messenger RNA, 2935 nt
Organism: Oldenlandia corymbosa var. corymbosa
Lineage: Eukaryota; Viridiplantae; Streptophyta; Magnoliopsida; Gentianales; Rubiaceae
Source: the annotation of a GenBank genome assembly
AUAAGAAUGACGUCAGCAUCCACGUCAGUAGUCCUGCUCUAUGUGGCCUUUCUUGUGGGAUUAUAAAUCACAGUUCACUUUCACUCAAACUUUCAAAUCGAAGCAUUCACAAAAAUUUUCAAGGUAAUUUUUGUGCCACCCCCAGAAAGUAGCCCCCAAGAAAAAAAAAAAAAAAAAAAAAAACGCGCACACACACACUAACAUAUAUCAGGUCCCCUACACGCUUUAUAAAACUUAAAAGGGCAAAAACCUCCACAAAACCCUUCUUCAAGAUUCCAAAGGAGAGAAAAAACACCCCACACCACAAAUUACUCAUGAUGUAUGGGCAGCAAAGCAACAAUAUGAAUGCCAAUGAAUUCCCCAUUUUCUACUCACCUUCAUCCCCAUCAUCAUCAUCAACUGAAAUUUUUCAAUCCCAUUUCCCAUCCUCUUCUUCUUUGCCAGCACCUCUGGCAAUCCCUGUGAAUGAGUAUGAAUAUCUGUCUGCUUUGAAAUCAGAACUCAACCACAGCAGCAGCAGUGGAUGCAGCAGUUACAAUUCUCCAACUUCACUCACAAGUUACUAUGGUUCUCCUCCUACUUCACUCACAAGCUUUGAAUUGGCAAAUAAUCCAAAUAGUUUGAUGAUGCAGAGAAGCAUCAGCAGCCAUUCACUGUUACAUAACAAGAACUUUCAAGGGUUCUCCCCACUUGGAUACUUAGAUUCUGCGGAGACUAGUCCAGUCAGGAAGGUUUUGAGCGCUGGUGAUUUGCAAUGCAUGAAUCCAAAGCCACAUAAUCAUCGGUCAGACAAUUCGCUAGCGACUGAGUACAGCAUCAUUGAAAGUAUGAGCAAAGCCUGCAAAUACAGUCCAGAGGAGAAGAAAGAAAGGAUUGAGAGAUACAGGAGCAAGCGAAACCUGAGAAAUUUCAAUAAGAAGAUCAAGGUUUUUAAUCUAUCUCUUCUUUCCUUCUAAACUAACCUCGUACUAAACAGCGCAUUGAAGCAACCAUUAUCAGAAUGGACAUGUAUUAAAUAAAUGAUUUAUCGUUACAAUAUUCGCCGACAAAAGCAUAAUUUUCAAGAAUAGAUAGUGAAGCAAAUCCAUUUUUUUGUGGGGGAGAAAUCAGAAAACAGUAAUGGUGGGGCGAAAAUUAUCAGUUUGUGGCCCAUUUUUGAAGGAUUUACACAUGGAAGUAUCAUGUGUGUUAUGGAAAUAAUGAUAAAGUGGCUGCUUUAGAGACUUUUAGCAGUAUGACUUUAUACUUAGAGGGUCCAGUGGCGCUUCUAAACCACAAAAAUCAUGCAUACUAAUAGUUUCUAAUUCUAUCCUUGUUCUGUCAACUCAGAAAUGACCGUUGUAUUCCAUUUUAGUAUGAAUGCAGGAAGACUUUAGCUGACAGCAGACCGCGCAUCAGGGGAAGGUUUGCAAGGAAUGAUGAAAUUGAUCAGAAGGCUUGUCAAACUCAGUGGGAUCAUACCGGCAUUGAUCAGGAAGAAGAUGAAGACGACGACAACUGGAUUAGUAUUCUUGAUGCUCUUUCGGCUAACCUGAUCCCGUAACCAGGGGAUGACCGUAACAUAAAGCUGGCUCCCCGGGUUUUAUUGUAACGGAGCUCUCUCUAGUUCAAAGACUAUCAAGAUGGUUAAUGCAGGUUGAAAUGAUGUAUUAAUUUCUAGUAUUGUCAUGUAAUUGACUUUUGAUGAAGAGCUCCCCCUCAAUUUUAAGGUAGUUGAGCUCAUUUGGCAUUUAGAAUGGCCUUUUUUCUGAUGUAUGCUCAAGCAUUUCCAAGUGUUCUCAAGUUUCAAAUAGGAGCUUUUUGUACAUCUAGCAAAUUGUCUUUCUAGUCUUCUGUCUCCUAGAUGUGUAUUUGUAUAUAGAACUACACCCUCUAUCAAAUAAAAAACAGUAGUCCAAAUUCUUUCCUCUAGAGAUGAUUUUCAGGAUGUUCCUUUUUCUUAUCCUCUAAGUCCAAAAAACAACUACCACUAUUCCGCUUCAAACAGGUUAUUCUAUUUGUACAGAAACUUCUACCUCGAAUAUAAACAAUGGAACCGUAGACAAUCAAGUGAAUCCACAUGUUAUGAAUGCAUAUUCAGGGAAAGUGUUCUAACUUCUUGAUGGAUUGAGACGGAUGAUUAACCUUGCGACAGGCAUAGUGACAACUCUUGCCCUCCUCAAUUCUUAUUUGUUCUUAAACUCCUUGCUAGUGCCCUUUCGUUUAUCUUCACAGCCUAAGACAAGAACCUCAGCCGAAUUCCUAGAGAACAUCAAAAACAGUUGAAAAUAUGGAAGAAGUCUGGAAAUGGUACACUUUCAGAAGCUUAAAAGAGCGACACCUACCUAGUCUAGAUCCUUAACACUAGAGUAGCUCUUACUAGCUUAAACAGCAAGAUAGGUUCAUCUUCAUCAUUCCACGAUGCCUAUUGAUCAUUUUUGUGGUCAGCUGAGCCAUCCCACUCAUUCCAAUAUAAUGGGUAACACGCACAGAUUUCCAAUCAAAUUAGAGAAGACUGUACCACUGCAACAAAGGUUAUCAUGGAGGCAGAGGGAAACCAAUGAAACUGACCUCUGUUGUGGAAGAAGUUGUACAGUGAUUUUAGCAGGAUUGUGUAAACCUCCUAUUGGUUGGGUUUCGGUUAAUUACAAGGGAAUACUGUUUUAUUUUAAAGACUUCUCUGCUACCUUUUAUAGGCUUUUUUCAAGACUAAAUUCUUUAACUAGUAAACCAAUUUGACAACUACAAGUUACGAUUCGACAUUCUCCUGUGUGGGUUUGUGAAAAGCCAUUGGGAAAGUUACGGAUUAUCACAGGUUGAAGCAUAGGAGCCCCAACCCCUAGAAAGUGAGCAAUAGACCAGGAAGAAUCCAAGAAAAAUGCAUCCUUCGAGUUCCUAAGAUUUCAAAACUUAAAAUGAUGAAACUAUCUGUUUUUUAAAGGGUUUUUUUAUUUUU